Messenger RNA from Pyrus x bretschneideri (Chinese white pear), 1229 nucleotides. RefSeq names its product 11-beta-hydroxysteroid dehydrogenase-like 4A. Lineage: Eukaryota; Viridiplantae; Streptophyta; Magnoliopsida; Rosales; Rosaceae. The transcript is spliced from 6 exons. The record is from RefSeq and is a predicted model, not a curated record. Gene Ontology annotation, molecular function: oxidoreductase activity. The coding region runs from base 118 to 1056 and encodes 312 amino acids.
UCUCUCUCUCUCUCUCUCUCUCUCUCUCUCUCUCUCUCUCUCUCUCUCUCUCUCUCUCUCUCUCUCGGUAGAACCGUAGAGUGUAGACUUGCUAGGUAGAGAAGAGAAGCCACAGCCAUGGAUUCGAUUCACAAAGUGUUGAACGUAGUCGUCCCUCUAGUAACAUUCAUUGGAUCCCUUUUCUUUCUCCCAUAUUUUCUCGUUUACAAGCUUAUUAGUUUCAUAUAUCGAUCUAAAUCCACUGAAAACAUAGCCGGAAAAGUUAUCCUCAUUACCGGAGCGUCUUCAGGAAUUGGAGAGCAUUUGGCGUAUGAGUACGCUAAGAGAGGAGCCCGUCUAGCAUUGGCAGCCAGAAGGGAGGACCGUCUUCGUGCCGUGGCGGAUAAAGCUCGACGGAUAGGCUCCCCGGAUGUCAUUGUGCUUCCAGCUGAUGUCUCAAAACUGGAACAUUGCAAUCGAGUUGUUAAUGAAACAGUCAAUCACUUUGGCCAAUUGGACCAUUUGGUGAACAAUGCUGGGGUUCUGCAAGUUAGCUUGUUUGAAGAUUGCAACCAAUUCUCUACGAUGGUUUCAAUUAUGGACAUAAAUUUCUGGGGUUCUGUUUAUUGCACACAUUUCUCAGUUCCACACCUCAGAAAAAGCAAAGGGAAAAUUGUUGUAAUUUCCUCUAGUGAAUCUUGGUUUUCUGCACCAAAGUCGAGUUUCUACAAUGCAAGCAAAGCAGCCCUGACAUGCUUCUUUGAGUCAUUGAGGUCUGAGUUGGGAUCUGAGAUUGGGAUAACAAUUGUGAGUCCUGGACUGAUUGAGUCAGAAAUGACAGGAAGCCGCGAAUUUGUAUCGCAGCUUCGUCCGAAGUGGAUGCCCAGUGAGUCCGCAGAAAAAUGCACAAAGGCAAUUUUGGACAGUGUUUGCCGUGGAGACAUGCAUCUGACAGAGCCAUCGUGGGUCAGGUUCGGAUUUUGGUUGAGGGUUUUGUAUCCUGAGCUACUCGAGAAGCUUUUCCAUCUAAUAGUUGAAACCAAGAAGAUGCCAGCCACUCCAAAUAAGGAUGAUUAAUUAGGAUAAACGUUCAUUUUAGUUUCGGAUUCUGCAGUAUACUAUGUUUCAUUAAAUAUUGGUCAUAUAUUUUUAUGUUUUUUUUAAUAGGUAAAAUCCGACACGUAUCGAAUGUAUGUAUUGUAAUAUAUCGUUUUUAACAAAAAAUAAUGGACUAUGAAAUAUUUAUAUUA